Grus americana (Whooping crane) is the source of this 3020-nucleotide messenger RNA. RefSeq names its product uridine-cytidine kinase 2 (gene UCK2). Bases 237 to 1022 code for a protein of 261 amino acids. Gene Ontology annotation, cellular component: cytosol; cytoplasm. Gene Ontology annotation, molecular function: ATP binding; kinase activity. The record is from RefSeq and is a predicted model, not a curated record. Lineage: Eukaryota; Metazoa; Chordata; Aves; Gruiformes; Gruidae. The transcript is spliced from 7 exons.
GCGAGGUGCGGGCCCAUGUGGCCGCCGUGCCGUGCUAUGCCGUGCCGUGCAGCGUCGCGCAGCCCGGCCGGAGCAUGUGCAGCUGCGGCAGGCACCUGGCAGGGAGCCGCAGCGCCGGGGAUGUGAACCAGGCGGGGAGGAAGGCCCUUGACUCAUCAGAUAAAUCCAGCCCCGCACAGAGAGCGAAGGCGGAGGAGGCGAGGCGGCGGCACUACUACUGCUGCUAGCAGGGGAGGAUGGCGGGGGACAGCGAGCAGAGGUUGGAGGAGCACGGGCAGCCCAGCGGCGGCGAGCCCUUCCUCAUCGGGGUCAGCGGCGGCACGGCCAGCGGCAAGUCCUCAGUAUGCUCCAAGAUUGUCCAGCUGCUGGGCCAGAACGAGGUGGACUACCGCCAGAAGCAAGUGGUGAUCGUGAGCCAAGACAGCUUCUACCGGGUCCUCACCUCAGAGCAGAAAUCCAAAGCGCUCAAAGGCCAGUUCAAUUUUGACCACCCAGAUGCCUUUGACAACGAGCUGAUCGUGAAAACGCUCAAAGAGAUCACGGAAGGGAAGACGGUCCAGAUUCCUGUCUAUGACUUUGUCUCCCACUCCAGGAAAGAGGAGACGGUGACAGUGUACCCUGCCGACGUGGUGCUCUUCGAAGGCAUCCUGGCCUUCUACAGCCAGGAGGUGCGGGAUCUCUUCCGCAUGAAGCUCUUUGUGGACACGGACGCAGAUACCCGGCUGUCCCGCAGAGUGCUACGAGACAUCAGCGAGCGAGGCAGGGACCUCGAGCAGAUCUUAUCUCAGUACAUCACCUUCGUCAAGCCUGCCUUCGAGGAGUUCUGUUUGCCAACCAAGAAGUAUGCUGACGUGAUCAUUCCCAGAGGAGCAGAUAAUGAAGUGGCCAUAAACCUGAUAGUGCAGCACAUCCAGGACAUUCUUAACGGAGGACUCAGCAAACGCCAGAGCAACGGCUACCUGAAUGGCUACACUCCUCCCCGCCAGCGGCAGCCCUCAGAGUCCAGCAGCCGGCCUCACUGACCCUGGGCGGCAGGCGUGAGGCUGGGGGCGGAGGGCGCUCGGGCCCUGCCACUGCCCCUCUGUACAUACUGUCCGUUCAUUCCCCCCUUAUCUAUUUAAGAAACCAGACGGAGACGAAUGCCUUUAAUUUUGUAUGUUGGAAAUGCCGAAUGAGAAGCAGCCGGCUGCUCGGGAGCCUGGACCGCCCACAGCUCCUGGCCUUGCUCAAUAACUCCUCCAGCACGGAACCGGCUAUAAAUCUCUAUAAAUACAGAAUUGCUCUAUUUUUGUGUAAAUGCAGAAUAACGUAAAAUUACUUGCCAUAAGGUAUUUGCCAGGCUCGGUGUUGCUGGGAGGGGGGCUGGGAAGAGGGUCCUGGGAGAUGUUGGUGUCAGGAUCCUCACCUCAAAGGCGGUAAGGAAGGAAGAGCAUUUGACAACCGCUUUAGUAUUGCAGUGAUCUCCAUCCUGGGGAAGGGACAGGCUGUGGUGGAGGUGGCAGCUUGAGUGUGGCAUGGAUUUUGUGACUAGGCUGGAGUUGCCUCCUCCUGCUGUCGCUGUUGAGGUCUGAGCAGCCCGGUUUUGGCUGGCAGGCACUGCACAAUGCCACUGGGAGCUCGGAGAAUGACGUGUAAUACCUCUCCUGACUGUCUCUGCACCUCCAGGUCUCGGGCCCGCAACAGCAUCCCUUUCUGUGUCUGACACCCCUUCCCACCACAGGUGGAAGGUCUGCUGUCACAUCCUCCAAUAAGGACCUGGUAGGUGAUGCUGAGUAUGUGAUCAUAUAAACAUGGCAGCUUGUGUCUAGCAGUCUCACUGCCUGGCUUGGGUGGGGAUGGUGCGUGGAUGAUACCUUCAGCCUCUCUGGAGCUCGGUGGCCACGUGUGUGGUGGGACUCCUAGCCAAGCCCUGGGCUCAACCCUAAGCCCAGAAGGUGAGAAGGCGUGUCCAUCAGUGCUCACUUGGAAUGGUUUUGCUCUUGGAUGAGGGAUGUUGGCUCUGUAAGAUAUGGUUAAGGGAGAACCAGCCUCUUCUGAAAAAAAAGGGCAAUGGAUGAGGAAAGGCAGCUGCUGAGCAGCCUGUCUGAGCAGAGGCAGCAGUGUGUAGCGGUCCCUGGGCUGCCCAACGUCCCCUUAUGGGACAUCCACAGGUCCCAGCUGAGUAGCAUGAAACUGGAUGCCCAGGAGUCCUCUGCUCCCCUUUUUUCAGAGCAUGCUCUUGCCUGGCCUGUGUUCCUUUCAUUGCGUCCUGGUGGAGGACAUGGUGUCCCUGCAGUGUGUUGUCCCAGGGAGUGCUUUCACUUUCCCAGGGUGAGAAUUAGGCUCCCCUAACCUGGUAGUGCUGCAACAGCCGUGUCCCAGCAGAGCCUGGCGGGGCUGUACUGCAGGUUUGGGGAUGCCUGGAGAGCAAGGUGGGGCAGCUGGGCUGGGGCAGGGGUUUGGUGGGAGCCAGGGAAGGGGAUGUGGUAGGAUGGUAGCCAGGAAAAAUCCUUUGGCCCAUGCUGCUGGGACUGACUUGCCCCACCAAUAACGAACUUUCACAGGCAUCCCACAAAGCCUGGAGCAGGGACCCUUAGCCUUGCUCCCUCUGAUUAUUUUCAGCCUUUCAGAGCGUUGUUUUUGCUCUGCAUAGUUAAAAGCUUAAGACCUUAGACACUCAAUGCUCCAUUGCUCUCCAGCCCUGUGUGAGCUGAGAGAGCUUUGAUUUUUUUAACAAAGAAAACAAGAAAGGAAACACCUCCCUCAGCGACUGCUGCCAGGGCAAACUUGUUCUCUCUUGAUCUGUGAUGGGGGCACAUGGCAGCCCUUUAUCCCCCUCCCUGUCUGCAGACACUCCCCGAGGCAUGUCAGCUUUGCCAUAAUCAAGGGCUGGCACUGCCUAAUUCUAGGUACAGCCAUAGGUAAGAGGGACUGAAGCCCUGCAGCACUGGUGAAGCUUCUCAGGUCUUAAGGAGCCAAGACAGCUCUCCAGAUGAAAUACUGGCCUCCUUUCCCCUGUAAAUAAAGACAGAAUAAAUGCA